CAAGCGGUUAUUCUCCGACACCAACCCGAUUGAACCCCGCUGCCGCGGCCGGAGAUCUCACCAGCCAAUUCGUCCAGCUCGCUGUCACACUCCACCACCUUCCUCUCGUCAAGCGGCGGUCCAGCAGCUUCCUCCCGCCAUGGCCUCCUGGCUCAAGGUCGCCGAAGACUUGCUCGAAGUUGUCGACCGGAGGGCCAAGAUCGUGGCUACCGAGUUGUCGGAUGAGCAGUCUACCUCUCUGCCGUCAGGAUCGAAUAGCCAAGAAGUGCAAGCAAAGAAGGGAAAGCUGAGGGAGAAGGGUUCACUGAAGCUCACUACUGCAGAUGGCGGUAACAGGACAUUGGCUCAUAAGGAAAGGAAGAGUAGGCAACCACCACGGGAACGGAUAAAGAUUGAGAAGAUCAGGCCUUCACCGCCCGCAGAUUCAUCAAGUGUUGAUGCUAGUGCUAGUGAACCUAGAAUCGCUUCAACUGAUGUCAAGGAAGUGGAUACUGAGGGUACAUUGGAGAAAGGAGAGAACGCUACCACCAAUCCUAAGAUUGAUGGAAGUGUGACUGUUGUUGAUAGUACAGUUGAAGUCCAACAGACAGAGAAGAAGUCCGAGGACACAACUCCCAGUGUGGAUAGUGUUGCACAUUCCGGGAAUUCAGAGAUUGCUGUCGAAAGCUCUUCUGCGGUUCCAGAUGAGAAAAGUGAUCCAAGCAGCAGUAACCAGACUGCUGAGAUUGGUCCAGUGGUUAAUUUGGAGAAAGACUCGGCUGUGGCUGUUAUCCAGGAGAGGAAUGCAUCUGAAUUACCCAAUACAGGGGGUACUGGCAAUCUGCAUGAAUCAAAUAAAGAGAAUUUUUCAGAUUCACUAGAAAGCAUUGAAAAUCAACAGGGACAGAAAUCUGAUUCAGUUUCUGUGAAAGAACAAGACCAACUUGAGGAGGCUCAGGGAUUCUUAAAAAGCGCUGACAAAACUGGCCAGUCAAAAGAAGCUAGGUUAGCUCGGGUUUGUGCCGGACUCUCAUCCCGUCUCCAAGAGUAUAAAUCUGAAAAUGCACAGCUGGAGGAACUUCUCGUUCAAGAGAGAGAGAAAUCUAGCUCGUAUGAAGCUCAUGUAAAACAACUACAGCAAGAACUAUCAAUGUCCAGAGUAGAAGGUUCGCGGGCUGAAUCUAAUAUGGUUGAUGCUCUGACUGCAAAAAAUGCUGAGAUUGAAUCUCUAGUUAAAUCAUUGGACUCUUGGAAGAAACAAGCGACAGCUUCAGAAGAAAAACUUGCAUCUUUACAGGAAGACAUGGAUAGUCUCAAGUGGAACCGUGAACUUACUGAAACCAGGGUCAUCCAGGCUUUGCGAGAGGAACUUGCUACCGCAGAGCGUAGAGCUGAAGAGGAGCGUAUUGCACAUAAUGCCACAAAGAUGGCAGCUGUUGAGAGAGAAGUAGAAUUAGAGCAUCGGGCUGUCGAGGCAUCAAAUGCUCUUGCUAGAAUCCAGAGAGCUGCUGAUCAAAGCUCAUCUAGAGCAAUGGAGUGGGAGCACAAGGUGGCUGUGCUUGAGGUUGAAUGCGGAUCGCUACAACAAGAACUGCAGGAGUUGGAAGCUUGUAAUCGUCGUGUACAGAAAAAGCCUUCCGAAGAAGCUAAUCAAGUUUUUCAGAUGCAGGCUUGGCAGGAAGAAGUUGAGCGUGCACGCCAAAGCCAAAGAGAGGCAGGAACAAAGAUAUCGUCCUUGGAGGCUGAGUUACAGAAGAUGAGAGUUGAAAUGGCUGGAAUGAGAAGAGAUGCAGAGCAUUACUCUAGACAGGAGCAUGUUGAGCUAGAGAAGAGAUACCGUGAGCUAACUGACUUGUUGUACCACAAGCAAACACAAUUAGAAUCCAUGGCUAGUGAAAAAGCUGCGCUAGAGUUCCAACUGGAGAAAUCAUCGAGACAAUUUCAUGAAGUGCAGAUUGAAGCAGAAAGGAGUAGAGCUUCUCGCAGAGCAGCAUCGUCGUGGGAAGAAGAUACUGAUAUCAAGGCAUUGGAGCCUCUUCCUCUACAUCAUCGACACAUGGCAACAGCAAGUCAGCAGUUACAAAAGGCUGCGAAGCUUCUAGAUUCAGGAGCUGUCCGUGCUACUAGAUUUUUGUGGCGGCAUCCUGUUGCUCGAGUCAGCCUGCUAUUCUAUCAGGUGUUUGUGCAUUUGUUCUUGAUGCACCUGCUGCACCGCCUUCAGGACUUCGCGUCGAGAGGAGUGGGGGAGCUGGCCAACGCGAACUUGCCAUAGGCUUCGUGGUCCUCCUAGUUCUUGCCACUCCAGCCAUUCAGAUUCUAGCUCUACACGCAUAUUCUGUAAAGUAGUGUUCUUUGCUUGGCCAUGGGCUAUAAUCCAUUCUUUUAUACCUCAGAUUGGUGAAUCGAAAAGAGCAUAUAACAGCUUGUAUAGUUGUAUGCGCACCUUGGCCCAAUAUAUACAACCACCCACUUGAGCAAACUGCUGAGCAGAUUGAGCAAUACGAAAUCUGGAAAAAGUCUUGGCAACUUGUGCCGCGUCA
Messenger RNA from Phragmites australis (common reed), 2519 nucleotides. RefSeq names its product golgin-84-like. Gene Ontology annotation, biological process: Golgi organization; retrograde transport, vesicle recycling within Golgi. Gene Ontology annotation, cellular component: Golgi membrane; Golgi cisterna. The transcript has 21 exons. The record is from RefSeq and is a predicted model, not a curated record. NCBI's taxonomy places the organism in Eukaryota, Viridiplantae, Streptophyta, Magnoliopsida, Poales, Poaceae. The coding region runs from base 140 to 2251 and encodes 703 amino acids.